This is a messenger RNA of Neurospora hispaniola, 1629 nucleotides long. RefSeq lists its product as uncharacterized. Gene Ontology annotation, biological process: cellular response to glucose starvation; regulation of mitotic metaphase/anaphase transition. Gene Ontology annotation, molecular function: protein serine/threonine phosphatase inhibitor activity. The transcript is spliced from 3 exons. NCBI's taxonomy places the organism in Eukaryota, Fungi, Ascomycota, Sordariomycetes, Sordariales, Sordariaceae. Bases 1 to 1629 code for a protein of 542 amino acids. The record is from RefSeq and is a predicted model, not a curated record.
AUGGAGUCCUCAUCAGAAAUCCCAAAAUCGCCCUCUCCUGGCACGUUGGCCAGCGCCAACCCGGGCUUCCAGGUCUCUGACACUGCACUGUCCGGCGCCUCGCUCCCGUCUCCUCCAGAACGCUCCAGCUCUCAAGGCGGCAACCCCUUGUCCAAAACAACGAGCAAUGUUUCGUCGCAUUCGCAUCGCCAGAGCUUCGCCGAGAACCAACGUCAUCCGCCCCCCUCGCCACGUACUCAGAGACACCCCUCCUUCACACAGCAAGCAAUUCAAGACCUGAUGAACCACCCACCGCCAAACCGCCAUCAAAACCCUCGCUAUGUCGGCCGUGACUGGCGGGACAUUGCCAUUGGCGAGUUAUUGCAGCCGGAUGAAGUCAAAUGGGCGGAACUGGACACUAGCAUCCAAGAGGCCACCAAGACCCUGUUUCAAAGUAGUCCGAACAAUGUGGUUCUUGUCCGCCAGGACUCGUCUUCGAAGGAAGCCGUUUCUACCUUUGACCACAGCGAUCUCAAUGCCUACCUUUUGGCCGUGGUAGGCCUCGCAAAGCCUGAAGAAGAACAGGUUGCUCUAUAUACAGAUAUUUCGGUCAAAGCGCAGUCUCAGGAGGAGAUCCCGCUACGUACCCUCCAACCCAUCUUUCGCCACGAGGAACUAGUGAAGCUCCCAGCCGAUUCCACUCUCGAUAAAGCCAUUGAAGUGUUUGGAGGUGGCAUUCACCGCGUUCUGGUCACUAAUAAAGAUUCAGAAGUGGUGGGUAUUUUGAGCCAGUUGCGCCUACUCGAGUUCUUCUGGUACGAGGCCGUCAAUUUCCCCUUGAUUGAUCGUCUCUACACGAUCCCACUGCGUGAUCUUCAAAUCGGGACGCAGCAAAUCAUUGCCAUCAACGCUGACGCUCCUCUUGCCGAUGCUCUCUUUCUCAUGAGCUCCGAGGGCCUGACAUCCGUCGCGGUUGUGGAUAACGGCCACAACGUUGUGGGAAACAUCUCCACCGUUGACGUGCGCCUCCUAACCAACGCCAACAGUCUGCCCCUGCUCAAGGCUUCAUGCAUGCACUUCGUCAGCGUCAUUCUCUCCGAACGUGGUGUCGAGCAUGGCCGUGACUCCUUCCCAGUUUUCUACGUCAAUCCGUAUUCUACCCUAGCUCACACGGUCGCCAAGCUGGUCGCAACGCAGUCUCAUCGUAUGUGGGUAGUCGAGUCCGCUUCGCCGUCGCCUAGCGCCCCGGCUACACCUUUACUGCAGGCUUCCAACUUGCCUCCCCUUUCGACGUUAUCACCUCCGGUUGCUUCGCCCGGCAGAGCGGGCAGUCCUGCCCCUGGAUCGGCAGCUGUUGUCGUUCCUCCACCAGGUGCCAUCACAACGUCGACGCCCCAGUCGCCGUCAGCACAGGGACCAUUCACCUCGGUUCCGGCUUCGGCGCUGCCGGGUGCUGGACUGUCAGGGCGCUUGACAGGCGUGGUGUCGUUGACGGACAUCCUAAACUUGUUUGCAAAGACAAGUGGCCUGAGGCCGUUGGAUCCUAGUGAGCAAAGGGCUAGGAGAAGACGGAGCUCGAGCUGUUCAGUCCGACCUACGCUGGAUACUGGGAGAGAUAAUGGAAGAGGAAGCGUUGAUUUUCGAAGGUGA